Pecten maximus is the source of this 2871-nucleotide messenger RNA. Its product is annotated as cytosol aminopeptidase-like. The record is from RefSeq and is a predicted model, not a curated record. NCBI's taxonomy places the organism in Eukaryota, Metazoa, Mollusca, Bivalvia, Pectinida, Pectinidae. The transcript is spliced from 14 exons. The coding region runs from base 3 to 1592 and encodes 529 amino acids. Gene Ontology annotation, cellular component: cytoplasm. Gene Ontology annotation, molecular function: metalloaminopeptidase activity; manganese ion binding. Gene Ontology annotation, biological process: proteolysis.
ACAUGGCUGCGUCCUUGCGACACACGCGUGGGAGUAAGCAUGUACUAUUACGGCUUUUGAGAGGACUAAAAGACUGUAAUGCUGCAUGCUUCGGUACCAGUGCCACAAGGAAUAAAGGCCUUGUUUUAGGCCUGUUUGAACCUGAGGAAGAAAAUGCACCUCCAUCCUUCACAAAGGCAACACAGAGCUUUGAUGACAAAACCAAACAAAAAGUCACUCAUCACCUACAGCUCUUGAAGAAAAAUCUGAAGAAGGGCCAGACUAGAAUAUUCUAUGACCUUGACCCUGAAUACUCGAGUGUGGCUGUGACUUGUGUAGGGAAGAAAGGAGUGACUUAUGAUGAAGUGGAGGGGAUGGAUAUGGGACGAGAUCAAAUCAGAGGAGCAGUGGCAAAGGGUGUUCAACAGCUACAGGACAUCGGUGAGACUGAGGUGGCGGUGGACCCUUGUGGGGAUGCCGAAGCUGCUGCCGAGGGUGGACAUCUUGGUCUGUUUGUUUAUCAAGAGCUGAAAGCUGAGAAGUCACGCAAUGCACAAGUCAAUCUAAACUGUUUCACUGACUACAGCUCAGAUAAAGACAAAGUCCUGAUGCAGUGGUCGAGAGGUAAGGUGCUUGCUGACAGUCAGAACUUUGCUCGCCAUCUGAUGGAAAUGCCUGCAAAUAAACUCACACCAAGUCACUUUGUAGAUCUUGUCACAUCCAGACUGACCAACACGAAGAGAUGCUCAGUGACCGUCAGAGACAGAAAGUGGAUUGAAUCACAAAAAAUGGGAUCAUUUCUCUCUGUGGCUAAAGGAUCAGUAGAAGAACCAUUUCUACUCGAAGUGGAUUACAAGGGAGACAAUCCAUCCAACGAGAAUCCCCUAGCCCUGGUUGGGAAAGGAAUAACAUUUGAUACUGGUGGAAUAUCUCUAAAGCCGCCGUCUGAUAUGGACAAGAUGCGAGCAGACAUGGGUGGGGCAGCGUGCGUGGCUGGGACACUGCUAGCUCUUGGUAACCUCAAUAUACCUCUUCAUGUCAAAGCAUUUAUCCCGCUUUGUGAGAAUAUGGUAGAUGGUCGCUCAACAAAACCUGGGGAUGUCGUCACGGCCAUGAAUGGAAAAACAAUACAAGUAGAUAAUACGGAUGCGGAAGGAAGGCUGAUUCUGGCUGACGCUCUGUGUUAUGCCCAAACCUUUAACCCAGAACUGAUACUGGACAUGGCUACACUCACAGGUGCAAUAGACGUGGCAUUGGGUGCUGGAGCUACGGGAGUGUACACAAACUCUCUGAGUAUGUGGGAAUGUCUAUACAAAGCUGGAAGUUUGACUGGAGACAGGAUGUGGAGAAUGCCAUUAUUUAACCACUACACCAAACAAGUGACCAAAUCCGAUCUUGCUGACGUCAACAACAUCGGUUCUGGCGGCCGAUCUGGCGGUUCCUGUACAGCAGCUGCGUUUCUCCGGGAAUUUGUCACCAACAAACAGUGGAUGCAUUUAGAUAUCGCCGGUGUAAUGAUGAACAAGUCUGAAAUACCAUACCUCACCAAGGGAAUGGCAGGUCGUCCAACAAGGACCGUCGUUGAAUUUCUACAGUUGCAGAGUCAGAAAUAAGAAGUACAUGGCUAUUAGUUAUGUAGAUCUUAUAUUGAGUUUAUACACCGACUGGUGUAUGUUCCAAGCGUGAUAGCUUUUUCAUGAAUGAUGGAUUACAAUUCAAGUGCAAUCCUCCUGUCAAAUUCCAUUUUUUGCUGGAGUUAUACCACUCUCCACAUGUCUCAUGCACUCGGGGAGAAUCCACAUAUGACCUCGAAUGUUAAGCUGGAUUAACCAACCAACAGGCUUCAAUUUGGAAAUGUCCAAAACAUCACCUUUUCAAUUAAGUGGGUGCAGGUGACACAUGGACAUCUGUAGAAUUCUCGUUUGAUAUUACCAUUAUUUUUCCUAUUUUGAUCAAGGUAAUUUUAAUAUCACAGAUUAAUACAGACAUGGACAUAGUUACAUUUAAUGUAUGUACACAAUCAGAAGUCCAGCUAUAAUUUUGCCUUCAGUAAAAUGACUGUUCCUUCUAUGGUGCCAUAUUGCCGACAUAAAGCAAUCAAUCUCAACUGCACUUCAAUUUGAUCUAGAUUUCAAUAAUUAAUGUUGUUUAGGUAAUCAAAUCUAAAAAUGUGAUGUGUUUUGUGUUUUGACACGGAAGUCUGAUUUUUAUAUAUUUUUUUUUUUGCCCGCUUUUAUUUGCUUAACAUUGCCCAAAGCUUAAUUGGAACAUUGAUAUUUGCCUUUUUAAGUUGGAAACUAAAUAUUUUUUAUUGAUUAAACUUAUGUAAAGCCACUUCCACUUUCCCCUGUACUCACCAGUACAUGUUGUUUGUACAUGUCUUCAACCUUGAGUCAUGGUAUGGUUAGCUCUCGUGGUGAUGAUAUGUUCAGUUUUAUUGCUCUGACCACGUGAUUCGGUCAGAUCUAGGUUAGCUAAAGAUUCAACAAAACUGAUUCACUAAAAGGCUUUGUUUCGUGGCUCUCUCCAGGGAUACGUCUGGGUCAUGGUAAUGAAAGAUUUUCAGUGUUUUUGAGAAACUGGAUGGGAUUUUCCCAUAUAAGAGUAUAAGAGCACUUUCAGUUUCGAGAAUUUCAUGGAGAAACAAUAGGUGAAUGCUAUUCAUGAUUAACUUCACUUCAUGCAAAUAGCCAUCUAAUACAAAGGGACUAUGGACAUCAGCAGUGGAUGUGUUGUCUCCUACUAAUAAACAGGGCAGGGAAAUCAUUGUAUUCUCCAAUUAUAACAUCUGUUAAUUUAUUGCUUGUAACAUGUUACACUAAUGACUAAUGUCAUAGAAUGUACAUGUAUGUAGAUAAUGUGAAAUAAAGCAAAAUAAAAAUCAGAGAUGUC